Paecilomyces variotii is the source of this 1642-nucleotide messenger RNA. RefSeq lists its product as hypothetical. The record is from RefSeq and is a predicted model, not a curated record. The transcript has 3 exons. Lineage: Eukaryota; Fungi; Ascomycota; Eurotiomycetes; Eurotiales; Thermoascaceae. Bases 287 to 1444 code for a protein of 385 amino acids.
CGGCAAGUCUUUAUUUUUGUUAUUAACAAAAAAAGAAGAAAAAAGGAAUAUAAAUGACGAAAUAUGUAUCUUUAUCAGAUGAAAUCGAAAUAUAUUCCUUAUUCUUUCACCAUUGAAAUGUAGUACUCGGGGUAUGUACGUACCAUAGGAGCUUGCCAUCCUACCUCCAUACUCCAUAACACGACAAGCCCUCGCGUCCUCCGACGACGCCGCAGCAAGCACUUUUUGACCUUUGGUUUAUGCUAUCCAGACAUGUGACGGUGGAAGUCACAUACUUCGGAACAAGAUGGUUGAAGUAGGGAUCUCUUUCCAGACCAUCAAAUCACUCCUCAUCUUCUUCGCACCGAUUAUCAUCCCGCGAGCAAUAAAUCUUUAUCGAGGCCUUCGGAUCUCCCUGUCGCAGGCAGGCAGGAUUCCGCCGCGCCCGCUUUCUCCGCUCGCUACUCGCGCUUUGAAUGUCUUAUUCUUCGCUAUCGUCCUUUUUCUCCUGCUCAGUUUACCGGUCAAUCCGCAUGCUCCGGCUGCGAAUAUAUUCUCGCUGACGCGUUCGAGACUGAAUACUCCGACGGAGGUGAUAUUUACUCGGUUGGCGCGUCAUCGGGCGGAUAAUGUGCUUACGGAGGAGGAUACGCUGUUACGAUCCAAGUUGACCUCGAUGGCGGCGAGGAAGGCUUAUCUUCGCUUUGGGGCGGAGCCUUUGAUUAAUUGCCAGUUCUGUUCGCCGGGUAGUCUGCAGUCUUAUCUGCUUUACUAUCUGCCGUUCAAUGUGCUGGUGCCGCAUCUUUUCCAUAUGCUUAUUGUCGGCUUGGUUACGUCUGCGCCUUUUGCGGGUCAGGAGGCGGCGCAGUGGAGGAAUACGUUUACUCUUGCGGGCCUUGCCCUUGCUGCGGUUGACUUGUAUAUAAUGGCGACUUAUGACCCUGUGCAGUCCGCGUCUACUGCCGUCAAGUUUGGUCAGGCGCCGCCGUCGGCUCUAUACUAUCGAAUGGCUCUGGGACGGCCAUUGGCGUUCACUAUAUUGGACGCUGUGUAUGCCGCUCUGAUCUACGUUUCUGCCACGGGUCGCCUCUUCUUCAGCCCGCCCUCGCAGGCGGACCAGAUCGAUCAGAUUGUUUCAACAGCGACUUCGUCACUGACAAGCGCCAGUUCGAAGCUGCACGCAUUGAGCGUAACACGCAAUGCUGUGGUGAGGCAGAAGGUGCUGAAGAACCGGGACGAUGAGUACUGGCGCGCAGUGGUGGCUAUGGAGGGUUCUGGCGGUAAUGCAGACGGCAACUCAGGAAGCAUCUGGGAGGAAGAAGAGGUCGUGAAAGCCAUGUCGAGAGCUAUGAAUGGACAGGCACGCGGAGGCAUUGAUCUAUCAAGGCUAGGUGUCCAGGCGGGCGAGUAUGUCGACGAGGUGACAGCUGGUCUGGAGAACGACGCCGUCGAGCGCCCUGAGUGAGGUCUGACAUCCGCGAUGCGCGAUAGAGCCUUUGCAAAGACAAAUAGAUUGUAAAAAUGUUUCUCUUAUUGGUUUCUGGCUUCGAUAUAGCGACAAGUCGGCGUUAUCUAGUGAAAAGCGAUACUCUAUAGGGUAUAGCACGCAGCUGUGACACGCGCCUCCACGUGGAAGUCAAGGUAUCUAUGCUGGACUGGCUCC